Messenger RNA from Caenorhabditis elegans, 1248 nucleotides. RefSeq names its product TransThyretin-Related family domain (gene K02E11.6). Lineage: Eukaryota; Metazoa; Nematoda; Chromadorea; Rhabditida; Rhabditidae. Bases 823 to 1209 code for a protein of 128 amino acids. The transcript is spliced from 5 exons. The record is from RefSeq and is marked reviewed.
UUUGACGAAACUUAUUUGUGCCCUCUUUUUUUAAAAUUUGAUUCAGUUCAUAAUGGUUAACGCUUGUCUUCUAGCCCUAUUCUGACUUUGUGCAGUUAUCACCGAUGCUCAAAUUAUUGGUGGACAGAUUUACACAGUUAUAAAUGCAACGGUAUCUAUUCCAUUGGCACAAGUUGCCAGCUAUCGCCGAGAAAUUCAAAAUGAGAAAGACGUUUGGGAGGAGCAUCUGUAUAGAGUUUGCAAUGGAAAGAAUAAGAAAACAUGUGGAUUUUGGGAAAACGUUAAGACGAAGAAGAAGGUGAAAUCGGGAAAAACAACCUACAACAAGAAUAAGAAGGUAUUAAUUGUCAAUAAAAUGAGCAUCUACGAUUUUGGAAAAUAUAUGACUGGAAACAAGAAGACAUCGAAGACUGUUGUGUAUGCUCCUUGGUUAUAAUUUUUUUCAACAUGUGUUUGAAUGAAGUACACUUAUAUGUACAUGUAUUGCUCAAUUGACAAUCGCUUUGAACUCUGAUGGGGUCUAGAAAAUGUUAUAUGUCAGAGACCAUUUGGGAAUAGUGACAUAUAACUUUUUUUUAAAGAAUGAAUAUAAGCACUUAGCUCUUUUAGAAGGAUUUGAAGACUGUGACAUUUUAAACCAUUUUUUUAUUUUUCCGUUCAGAAAAACCAGCGUUGUUCAUUUAACAAUUGGGAUUAACACCUACAAAAAAGUUGUUGCUAUAAAAAGUGUAGAUUUUCAGGGAUUAUGUGUUCAAAAAAUUGAUUGAACUCACUCGUGCACCCUUUUUUCAUUUACAUCAAAUUUGACCAUUUCAGUAAAAAAUGGUUAAGGUUUGUCUGCUAGCCCUAUUCUGUCUUUGCACAGUUGUCACCGAUGUUCAGAUGCUUGUUGGUGGACAGGUUUAUUCAAAACCAAAUUCAACGGUUACAAUUUCAUUACCACAAGUUGCCAAUUAUCGUCGAGAAAUUUAUAACAAUAAUGAUGCUUACGAUGAGCACAUCUACAGAGUUUGUAAUGGAAAGAAUAAGAAAACUUGUGGAUAUUGGGAGAAUGUUAAAACGAAGAAGAAGGUUCCAUCGGGAGUUACAACCUACAACAAGAACAAACAGGCUCUAGUCAUCAAAAAAAUAAGAGUUUCAGAUUUUGGAAAAUAUAUGACUGGAGACAAGAAGACAACAAGAACCGUUGUAAAUGCACCUUGGUUGUAAUUUUUGAAUUUUGUGUUUCAAUAAAAUACAUUUAUAUGU